Messenger RNA from Drosophila grimshawi, 2686 nucleotides. Its product is annotated as transcription factor SPT20 homolog. The transcript has 5 exons. The record is from RefSeq and is a predicted model, not a curated record. Gene Ontology annotation, cellular component: nucleus. Gene Ontology annotation, biological process: regulation of transcription by RNA polymerase II. Lineage: Eukaryota; Metazoa; Arthropoda; Insecta; Diptera; Drosophilidae. Gene Ontology annotation, molecular function: RNA polymerase II cis-regulatory region sequence-specific DNA binding; DNA-binding transcription factor activity, RNA polymerase II-specific. The coding region runs from base 184 to 1770 and encodes 528 amino acids.
AGACGCGCUUCACAUUCCGCACUGGUCUGGUGUGGGGCUGUCGCAGUCGCAGUCUGCAGUUGCAGUCUGCAGUCGCAGCGACGUCAGCGCAUGCAGUGCAACGUCGCUCCGACGUAAACGCCGCACAACUAAUCUUCCGUUCCACCCGCAUUCCUUGAGGAGGAGCCGCACAACGAACGCACAAUGAAUUUUACACCGUUUGGCAACACUUUUCCGGGGUUGCCGCAGUUUACGACGACAACGUCGCCACUGGUGUCGACGGUCUCGACUGCUGCUGUCGCCGUCGGCGAUGCCGAUGUGACUGCGGCCAACAAUCAACAGCAACAGCAGCAGCAGCAGCAACAGGAGACUGCCAGCAGCAGCAAUCGCUACCAGCAACAUCAACAGCAGCAGCAGCAACAACAGCAGCAGCAGGUGACGUCAUUGACGCACUUCAGUCAAGCGAGCAGCAGUGGCGCCGCUGGCAACAAGUUUCGUAGCGGGCAGGAGGAGGCAUUGCAAGGCGAUAAAUACAAUGGGCAUUUGGUUGCAACAGCCACACAGCAGCAACAGCAACAGCAGCAGCAGCAACCGCAAUAUGCAACUGUUUAUACGGCAAGUGCAACGACAAGCGCCGUGGAUGCGUUGCAGGCGAGUGGCUCUGGUCAGCAGCAACAGCAGCAGCAGCAGCAGCUGCAACAGCAACAAGUGGUGGCGCCACAGGAACUGACACAGGAUCUAUGCAAUGCCAUAUUACAACAACAAGUGCUACAAAAUACCUCCUGGCAGACGAUCACGCCCGGCACCACAGUUGCCGAUUACCUCUCGCAUCUUCCGGCCAAUACGUUGCCACUAUCGCUGCACCACUUCCUCAAGUACUCCGCGGAGAACAUCAAGAAGGAGAACCAACAGCAGAAUGUGGUGCUGCAGGUGCAGACGGGACCAGGUGCUGCCAUUGGCAUCAAUACGAUUGGCACAACAACAACCAUCAGCAUACCUCAGCAGGAGCAGCAGUCGCUGCAGCAGCAGCAGCAACAGGCAACAUUGCAACUGGCAACGGAGGCGGCAGUGGCAAGCAGUUCGACAGCGGUCAGUGGCGUCAAGAAGAAGAAGCGCAAAAAGCGCUCCAAAGAGCGUAAGCCCAAACUGCGUCCGGGCGAGAUACGAAUGAGCACCGCUUUGGAUGGGAGUCCAUUGUACAUGUGUCCCGAAUGUCAUGUGGCAUAUCCCGAACCGGAGCUGCUCGAGGUGCAUCUGGUGGGGCACAACCUGGAGCGACGUUAUGUGUGCGACAUUUGUCAGGCAUCGCUCAAGCGUAAGGAUCAUUUGACGCGCCACAAGCAAUCGCAUAAUCCGGAAAGGCCCUACAUUUGUACGGUGUGUCUGAAGGCCUUCAAACGCAAGGAGCAACUGAGUCUGCAUUUUGUCAUCCAUUCGGGCGAGAAGCGGCAUCAGUGCCAGGAGUGCGGCAAGGGUUUCUAUCGCAAGGAUCAUCUGCGCAAACACACCCGAUCCCAUAUUGCGCGACGGGUCAAGGCCGAGCUGAAUAGUCAUGUGCGGCGCGAGAAUGGCACCAGUAUGUUGCAACCGGUUGUCACAGCGGCAACAGCCGCUGCCGUCCAGCAUGCCAACCAGCAACAGUUGCAGCUGCAACAACAGCAACAACAGCAGCAGCAGCAGCAGCAACAGCAGCAACAGCAACAGCAGCAGCAACAUCACAUUGUCGUCAGCCAGCAACAACAGCAGCAACAAGCAACUGGUCAGCAGCAGCAACAGCAAAUGUUAAAUUAGCCAAAUGAUUUUUGUAAAGUCAGUUAAAGCAAAAUUCAAGAAGCAAACUCCUUGCCACACUUUUUGACAAACAGGCAAGUGGCAGCAACUGUUGCCGCUGCUUAAAAUUAAAAUCCAAAAAAAUACAACUUUCGGUCCACGCAAUUUAAUUGACUCACACAAAUCGGAUGUACACACACAUAUAUAUAUAACCAUAUAUAUAUAUGGCAACAAAUAUCGUUGACGAUAUUUGGCAAUGCAAUAGCAAAUAUUUCAAACACUGUACAAUUAAUUCCUAGGAAACAAUACGUGACACAAACUUAAUCGUAAAAGUGCUAUAAAACUGGGACCAUAAUCUUGUUUAACUUAUUCUUUGUUCGAAUCAAUAAUGCUAUAUUCUUAAUUCAUUUGUAUUUUAAGCUUUAGUGCAGAAGACAAAGGUGAUAGUAUUGUUAAAAAAACGCUUAUUUGAUGUAUAUAUAAUUUGGGACAUAAAACUGCCAACUUUUUAAUUUGUCUAUUUUAUAAUUUAAAAACUACUUUUUGUAAGAAAUAGUGAUCCCUUUCUAAACAAUAUAUUAAGCAAAAUACCUGCACAAUUUGAAUCCAUCAAGUAUCAAGUAUCAAGGUCCCAGUGCGCCGAUGUGAUAUUCUGAUCGGCCGAUUUGCCACAAAGUACUUUAAGACAAAAUGUGCAAAGAUAUUACUAUAAUUUUAUAUCGCGAAUCGCGUAUUUUAGUGAAAUGUAUUUUUGUAUAAAUCGAAUCUAUGUACAGAUGUAUAUAUAUAUAUAUAAAUAUAUAUAUAUACACAAACACGGUGUAAAUGCAGCAAACUAUUUAUGUACUCUAAAUACCGAAUGAAAGAAAAAUAAAAAAUGAAAUUUAGUUCUAAGUACGAAUUAGAUAUUAUGAAUGUACUACAAAAACUUUUGAUA